Molecule: messenger RNA, 1283 nt
Organism: Phytophthora infestans T30-4
Lineage: Eukaryota; Oomycota; Peronosporomycetes; Peronosporales; Peronosporaceae
Exons: 3
Coding region: 21-1283 (420 amino acids)
Molecular function (GO): protein binding
Source: RefSeq, a predicted model, not a curated record
UCGCGUGAAGACGUCCAAGAAUGCUGGACCUUCCGUCAGGGCUCGGUGUGGGUGCCAAGGAGCAAGCGCUGGACGACGAUGCUGACAUUGACAUCUCGCGACUUUCAGCUGUAGACCGUGAUGCCAUCAUGGGUCGGGUGACGCCCGACGACAGUACGCCUCCCGAUGCCUUUGCGUUAGCGCAGAACGAGAUCCGUCGUGAGAUGAUCGAUCGAGGCAUCCAACCCAAAGGGUUCUACAAUGACGACGCAGCUCGAUUGCAAGAAGAGUUUAAUCGUGAACAUGCGUCGGAGAAAGAUUCGCGUAUGCAGCAGAAGAUUCAAUUCGCCGCCAAGAGUUAUCUCCGUGAGACUGUGCACAGACGCAAAUUGGAGCGCGAGAAAGAAGUGCGUGAGGAAGUCGAGGAGAUCGCUAAAAACCCGCAAUUGGAAGUGUGGCUUGGCCUCGCCAAGGCUGACGAGACCCCGAAGCAUGCGGACCUGCGUGUUAGUAGCAUCGGUGCUCGAGCUCUUUGCAAGACGCUGGCAUUCACGCACUCGUUACGGUCGCUCAAUCUCAGUCGCAAUGCUCUCGACGACGCGACGGGCAAGUGGCUGGCGUUGCUUCUCAAGCGCAACACGUCACUUCGUCGUCUGGAACUCGAGAGUAACUGUCUGGGUCCAUUAGCAGCCAAAGACCUGGCUGAGGCCUUGAGUACCAACGAAAGUCUCGAGUAUCUCAACCUGGAGAGCAAUCCACUCACGGACGAAGAGAAGGAUUUCUCCGGUGUGGCAGCGUUGGGCAAAAUGCUGGGCCAGAACAAGGCGCUGCGCACGUUGAACGUUUGGCGAACACGGCUCGGUGGAGAAGGUGGGAAGCAGUUGGCAAUGGGUCUAGCUCGCAACACAACGUUGAUAUGCCUAGACGUGGGGAACAACCGUAUCGCCACGGCAGAUGCCGUCUCACUCGAUGUGCAGCUCCAGAAGAACCGAGUGCUGUUUGAAGACCAGCAAUUGCAGCAGCUGAAAGUCCGCGAAGCGCAGUGGAAAGCUGCAGAUAAAGAGCGUGAGCGCCAGGACAAACUGGCGAAAAGACAGCAAGAUGAAGAGUGGAUGGAGAGGCGCAAGAUGGAGCGGGAACGCGACCGCGCGCUGCUUGAAGAGCAACGACAACGAGACCUCAAGAUCGAGGAGGACGGAAUGCGCCAAAUUGCAGCACGCAAAGCAGCAGAGUUCGCUGCAAAAGCCGAGAUGGAAAAGAAGAAAAAGAAGAAAAAGGGUGGGGCCAAGAAGAAGAAGAAGUAG